AUGUCAAGUGUAGAUUUCUCAGAAUUAAAAUAUCCAGAUUACUGGACUCGGGAUUUUAACACUUGGGGAAUAAACGACUGGGAUACUUAUUGGAUCGAAAAGCAACCGCAAUCAUUAUCUAUUACUAAACAUAAUUCUCAUACAGCCUUAGCCGACGAGUUGAGAUGUUUGAAAAAAAUAUAUACAAGUACUCAUCCUGCUUAUAAUAAAAUCCAAAAAUUGCUGAAAUAUUUGCGGAAGAAGGGAAGACAAUCUGGUCUCCGGAUAGCGAGGCGAGGAUUUCAAGUAUACGCUGACACGGAGUUUGAUUCUGUGGAACAGGAACGAAAGAGAAUAAGAGCAAAUGAAAAUUACGAAGUAGCAGUUAAAAAAGCCUUUCCCAUCAUCACUUCUCUUUCUAAUACUCGAGAUCACACCCAAAAUGAACAGAGCAGGCAACAAACAUUGGGAAAUCAAGGAGAACCUUCAAGCGGAAUGGUACUCAGAAAAAAAGAGAAGGUUAAAUAUGCUGAAUCCUCAAACUCAUCAGAUUCUGAUGGCUAUGUAGAAUAUAAAAAUGCAAGAUCAAAACGAUAUGCCCGUGUUAAAUCUGUUUCUCGCGAAAUCACGCCGGUCCCAACAACUUAUUCAAUCAAACACACUUUAUUAGCGACACCUAAUAAACCCAUAAUUACGAAAUCAACGUAUCAUCAAUAUUCUGCACAUAUAAUUUGUGCUUUUAAUACAACAAUUCACCUUGUCAAGGAAACUCUUGAAGAACAAGCCUACGAAAAGUUAAAAAUAUGCUCCAAAUGGGAUUCGAUAGUCGAAAAUCUUGAAAAAAUAUUUCAAACAGAAUAUUCUGAAAUUGAAUCUAAAAUAAUUUCAGAGACAAAGAUUGGGGAUAACCAAGCAACGGAAGAGGAUCGGUUCAUAUUCUUUAUAAGAUAUGCAUUACUGGACUUUGUCUCAAUGUUUAAAUAUUUAACGCCAAAAGUUUUGGAUCGUAAUAUGCUUGAACGAUCUUAUAUCGUUGAAUGUUUGUCACCGAUUCUCCGCGCGUUUCGCAAUGCAUUUCCUGACAUAAAAUACAUGUGGAUAGAAAAGGAUGUGAGAUCAAUCAAAGAUGCAAAUGACAUGUUUAUGAGCAAUAUUGGAGAACGAAAGACAGAUUUACUCAUUCUCAGGUUAUCAGACGCAAGAGAACUGUUGAACGUCGAAGUAUCUGGGCCUCCGUAUAGAUCUACAAAAAAGCAUUCGGUUGGUGAUGUAAAAAAACUAUUGAUGAUGGCUAUUUGCAAUUUAUGUCGGCUUCUUGGCAAUAACCUAGAUUGUAAUAUUGAAGACGCAAAAAAUGUAAAGACCUAUAGUAUCCAGGUCAUAGGAGAUCGUCUCACCCUGUUUACUGUUUCUCUUGCAGACAAAAAAAAAUAUUUGGCCGUUGAAUUGGCCUCAUGCAUUAUUCCAUUUACGUUUGACGCCAUCUCAUGUUAUAAGAAAAUUUUUAAUUUUUUUGCAGUGAUCCGAAAUGAAUUUGUGGAACAGGAAAAAUUGCAGAAAAAAAUUCGUUCUUUUAUUCCAGCUGACAAUUGUACUGAAAAUUUAAGAGAGUGGUUACAUCUCCCGGAUGACGACAUUUCACUUGUAACAGAAGAAGACAUAGAUGAAAUCUUUAUGAUUUGA
Molecule: messenger RNA, 1662 nt
Organism: Dentiscutata erythropus
Lineage: Eukaryota; Fungi; Glomeromycota; Glomeromycetes; Diversisporales; Gigasporaceae
Source: the annotation of a GenBank genome assembly